This is a messenger RNA of Rubroshorea leprosula, 3251 nucleotides long. NCBI's taxonomy places the organism in Eukaryota, Viridiplantae, Streptophyta, Magnoliopsida, Malvales, Dipterocarpaceae. The record is from the annotation of a GenBank genome assembly.
CACAAGUAAUCUUCCAUACAAUAUUGAAAACAUCAUUAUGAGGAAAACUUUCUGUGCUAUGCUUGUUCUAGUCGCUGUAUUGUUCUUUGGAGCUGCAGAGUUUUGUUCUGGUCGGAACACAAGCUUUAGCUGUAUAGAAAAGGAGAGAGAAGCCCUCUUGAAGUUCAAACUUUGUUUCCAUGAUCCAUCGCAUAUGUUGUCUUCUUGGAAAGGCAAUGAUUGUUGUGAAUGGAGAGGAGUAGGCUGUGAUAAAAAUAACAGAUAUGUUGUCUCGCUUCAAGUCAGGGGAUCAAUAUUUGGUAAUCAACGACCUCAAUUGUACUUGAUUGCCAAUGUAAAGGAGGUUGGUUCAAGUUUGCUGAAGUUGAGAUACUUAGAACACCUGGACUUGAGCAACAAUAAUUUCAAUGGUAAUCUUAUUUCACCCUCCCUUGGCUUGAUGAAGCAGUUGAGGUACCUAAAUCUCUCUGAUGCACAGUUUAGAGGAAGAAUUCCUGGUGAACUUGGAAAUCUUACAAGGCUUCGUGUCCUUGAUCUUUCUCAGUCUUAUUAUGGGGGAUUGAAGGUUGAUGAUGACAUUCAGUGGAUUGCUCGUCUCUCCUCUUUGCAACGACUUGAUAUGAGUGGAGUAAAUUUAAGCCAUGCCUCAUCAAAUUUGUUCCAAGUACUUGGUAUGCUUUCUUCAUUAUCAUGGUUGAGUCUGUCAGAUUGUAGUCUAAAAAAUUCUCACCUACCAUCUCACAACCACCUCUUUAAUGUUACAUUGCUUGGAAAUGUUCAACACUUCGAUAUGUCACAGAACUCUUUUCAUGGUCCAAUACCUAUUUUUCUCCAAAACAUGACUUCAUUGACAUUUCUUGAUAUAAGCAGUGUAAAUUUAAGUCUUACAUCAUCAAACUUAUUUCAAGUACUUGGCAUGCUUCCUUCACUAUCAUGGUUAAAUUUGUCAAGUUGUAGUCUCAAAAAUCAUCACUUGCCAUCUUGCAACCAUCCCAUUAAUUUUACAUUGCUUGGCAAUAUUCAAUACUUAGAUCUUUCAGUUAACUUUUUUCAAGGUCCAAUACCUAUAUUUCUCCAAAACAUGACUUCCUUGAGAGUUCUUUAUCUUUUUAGCAAUCAAUUGAGUGGGAGUAUUCCAGAUAGUAUUGUGCAACUUUCUAAGUUAGAGAGGAUGGAUCUUUCUGGGAAUCAAUUGAGCAGCGUUCCAGAUAGCAUCGGGCAACUUUCUAAGUUAGAGAGCAUGGAUCUUUUUGGGAAUCAAUUGAGCAGCGUUCCAGAUAGCAUCGGGCAACUUUCUAACAUCGGGCAACUUUCUAAGUUAGAGAGCAUGGAUCUUUCUAGGAAUCAAUUGAGCAGCGUUCCAGAUAGCAUCGGGCAACUUUCUAAGUUAGAGGGCAUGUAUCUUUCUGGGAAUCAAUUGAGGAGCGUUCCAGAUAGCAUCGGGCAACUUUCUAAGUUAGAGAACAUGGAUCUUUCUAGGAAUCAAUUGAGGAGCAUUCCAGUUAGCAUCGGGCAACUUUCUAAGUUAGAGAACAUGGAUCUUUCUGGGAAUCAAUUGAGCAGCAUUCCAGAUAGCAUUAGGCAACUUUCUAAGUUAGAGGGCAUGGAUCUUUCUGGGAAUCAAUUUGGAACAGGAUUUCCUAAAUGGCUUCAAUUACCGAAGACAAUAAAAAGGAUUGAUUUCUCUAAUGCUAACAUCUCAGGUCAUCUUCCAGAAAACAUAGGUCAUAUGAUGCCAAUGUUGGUGGGAUUAUUUCUUGAAAAUAACCUCAUGAACGGUUCAGUUCCAAAGUCAUUAUGCAAUUUAAAACAUUUGGCAGUACUUGCUCUCUCAAACAAUAUGUUAUCUGGAACUAUUCCAAAGUCGUUAUGCAAUUCAAAAUCUUUGAAAUAUCUUGAUCUCUCAAACAAUAGGUUAUCUGGAAGUAUUCCUAAUUGUUGGAGAAAUGAUCAAUCAUUCCUUUUUAUUGAUCUAUCUUCUAAUAAUCUCUCGGGUUUAUUUCCGAGCACAAUGGUGGAGCUUUCUUCUUUAAGUGUACUGCACUUGAACAACAAUAGUCUCCAUAGGGAACUACAUGUGGUGUUGAAAAAAUUCACUUCUUUAAUGGUUUUGGAUUUGGGUGAAAAUAAAUUUUCUGGAAAUUUAACAAGCAUUGUAGGGGGGGAGAUCCACAACCACUCUUUAAGGGUUCUCCGACUACGAAAAAAUUUGGUUUCUGGUUAUAUUCCUUCGGAACUAUGCUCUCUCUCUCAAAUGCAAAUUCUGGAUCUUGCGGAUAACAAUUUGACAGGAAGGAUUCCUUCUUGUUUUGGAAAGUUUCCGAUCAUGGUGAAUGCAACACAAUUGAUCCAUGACUCAAGUGAUGAAUUUUGGGAUCAUACACCUUUGAUGGAGGUUAGGAAAGGGAUAUACCUUGUGUAUUCUUGGGAUCGGGCACCUUUGAUGGAGGUUGUGAAAGGGAGAUACCUUGAGUAUAAAAGACAACCUUUGAGACUCGAGAUUAGUAUAGAUCUUUCAAGUAACAAUCUAAUAGGAUCCAUACCAGAGGAGCUAGUAUUCCUGAAGGAUUUGCACAAUUUGAAUCUGUCUUGGAAUCAUUUUUUAGGAAAGAUUCCUGAGAAAAUUGGACAAAUGGAGAAUUUGGAAUCUCUUGAUUUCUCUAAGAAUGGCCUUUCAGGAAGGAUCCCGAACAGCAUGUCAAGUUUAACCAAGUUAAGCUACCUCAACUUGUCUUACAACAACUUGUCAGGGCCAAUUCCAACAGGCUAUCAACUCCAAACACUUGAAGAUCCAACCAUGUAUGUUGGCAAUCCUCAACUUUGUGGAGCUCCACUCUUGAAAAAAUGCUCAAAUGAUACACUACCUCCGACAACUACCAACUUCAAGGACAAUGAUGAAGGUGCACUUAAAAGAAUGUGGUUUUACAUUGUCAUGUUGUUAGGCUUUGCAACUGGAUUUUGGGGAGUCGUGGGAACUUUGAUUUUUGUAAAAAAUUGGAGAUAUGCUUAUUUUCAAUGGGUGGAUGAUGUGCAACACUGGAUACUUGUGGUUAUAACAUUGAAGGUGGCACAAUUCAAGAAGAUGUUCAAUGGCAACCAAGAGUAUUAGUGAGUUAUAUUUGGAGUAUGUUUUUGCUAAAUUUAUUAUUAAGUUAGUUGGACAACCCUCUGUUGCAAGGUAUAGUGUUAGGUCCAACUUUGAAUGGCCCAACAUUGAAUUGGCCAAUUUUAAAUGAACACAUAAGUAUUAA